This is a messenger RNA of Amaranthus tricolor (Joseph's coat), 765 nucleotides long. RefSeq names its product protein BIG GRAIN 1-like B. Gene Ontology annotation, biological process: auxin-activated signaling pathway. The record is from RefSeq and is a predicted model, not a curated record. NCBI's taxonomy places the organism in Eukaryota, Viridiplantae, Streptophyta, Magnoliopsida, Caryophyllales, Amaranthaceae. The transcript is spliced from 3 exons.
AUGUGGAGAAGUAAGCUAGAGAAGAUGGAUUGGACUAUAAAAGUUAGGCUUCGAAGAAAUUCAAUGGUUGCUAUGAAUUAUUCAACUGUUAAGUUUAAUUCAUCUUCUUCUUCUAGCUCCUCUGAUUCUAGCUCUGGAAUCGGUGGAUUUUCUUCUUCAGAUACUAAUUCCUUUUACGGAUCUUCAAAAUCGAAAUCCAAGAGCUUCACAUUAAAACCUAUAAAAUCGUCAAUAAAUCAGCAGGAAUUAUUUCAAAGGAAUUACUCCGAUGAAAUUCCAGCUAAGAAGAACAAAGAAGGAGAUCUUAAAAAAAGAGCGUUGAAGCUGUACGGCGGUUUAAAAAAAGUGAAACAACCGAUUUCACCAGGUGGAAAACUCGCGAGUUUUCUCAACUCGUAAUUCAACUCAAACGCAUCCUAAAAAUCGAAGAUCUCAUCAUCAAUAACCUCAUCCAACAGUCAGAAAUUCUGCACGUCAACACCAUCAACAACAUCUUCCUACUCCCGUUCAUGCCUCAGUAAAACGUUGUCGUCCGCCGGAAGGUUCGAGAGACGGUCAGUAAGAUUUUGUCCAGUUGAUACCGUGAUUUCCGCCGACAAAGAAUACAAAAUUGAUCAAGGUUACGAACAAGAAUUAAAAGUUGAGAUAAUGGAGAAGCAUAGAAGAGUAGAGGAAGUUGCUAAGAAACUGUUAAAUAAUUAUCACGAAAGAAAAUAUCAAAGCGACGUUAACAAUAAUUUGUGUAACAAUGGUGCAAUUUUUUGA